Molecule: messenger RNA, 1209 nt
Organism: Exserohilum turcica Et28A
Lineage: Eukaryota; Fungi; Ascomycota; Dothideomycetes; Pleosporales; Pleosporaceae
Exons: 1
Coding region: 1-1209 (402 amino acids)
Source: RefSeq, a predicted model, not a curated record
AUGCCUGGACUUAACCAAACCAUUCCGCGGCCGGACGCGAGGGAGCUCCUCCCACCCCUACUCGCCUGCCUGUCGACAGCAACCGCUUCCAAAGAAGUACCCCCGGGUCUUCUUCCCCUCCUCUCGCCCAUUCUUCGUCAGCGAGUCCAGCUUCUUUCCUCGAGCGAAUGGCUGCCUCUGCUGUGCUGGGACCCAGAAGUUGCGUCACGGCUUCCAGAAGCCAUUGCCAGGAUAAGCGUCGAGCCACACCCGUCUUCGGGCGAGAUCGAGGUCGAGGAGCCAGACAAGAUACUCUACCGGCGGUCAGAUGCCGAGACACUGCAUGCGAGGCUGGUGCUAGGCGAAUACGGAAUCAUACCGACCUAUCUGUGGUGCACAGGUGGCGAAGGGGGAAGCCGUUGGCUACUGGCUGAGCUACGAGGAAUCGCAGACGCCGAAGACGGCACAGAGUGGUUCGAGAGCACCAACGAGGCAGACGAGGCAGGCUUCCGGCGGAAAUCCAGCUUUGUGAAGAGCAACGGUGUCAAACUGCAGCCAGAGGCCGUCCAGCCAGAACCAGCGGUCGAGGAAGAGGAAGACGAUGGCUCGUACUGGGCUGCGUACGACCAGACUCCGGGGCAAACACCGCAGACAAGGCGCUCUCCUGCGCCUGCAAACACUGGCCGAACCCAAGUAGGCCCUACGCAAUCCGAGCUCGAGUAUUUCGCGCGCUAUGCCUCUGAAGUGCAGCCAGCGCUUGACGCCCACGACCCUGACGAAGAGAGCCCGGCGGCGGGAGAGACUACGCUGAACGGCAACACCCUGGACUAUGCUCGUGCGCCCCAAACAGAGCCUCUCGAUACGUCCAAUCUUGGUCCCAAUGGCUACGAUUCCUCGAUGCCACCAGCAUAUAGAAACGGACUCAUCACCGGCGACGGCAUUCACGGCAACGACAGCGCCGUACACCUUGGCACCAUCGGCCAGGACCAGAACACGGUCGACGUGCUAAACCACCCCCGGCCCGCUUCGUCGGCUUCCAGUAACUCGAUCGAGAGGCUUGAGCAGAGGGCAGAGAGCAACAGUCAGGCAGAACUGGCGAUCAAGCAGCACAUCAGCACGGAUAUCAAGAGCCUGUUUCGCCUAGCGAGGGCUUCGGGGAUCGACCGAGAGGAGUUUGAGAGAAUCAUACAACGAGAACUCGAGGUGUUGCCCAUGCUUGAGCAGGAGUAG